Molecule: messenger RNA, 1365 nt
Organism: Parastagonospora nodorum SN15
Lineage: Eukaryota; Fungi; Ascomycota; Dothideomycetes; Pleosporales; Phaeosphaeriaceae
Exons: 1
Coding region: 1-1365 (454 amino acids)
Source: RefSeq, a predicted model, not a curated record
AUGGCCCGCCUAAUCAAAGGCUUCAAGCGCACUCUCUCGCUCUCGAAACUCUCUCCACACAAGAAGACAGAAGAGGCCGCGCCGGUCUUGCUCGACAAGUUGCCGGAAGUCCCAGAGCGCUUCGCUUCGCCCGACCACGUCGAGGAGGAGGAAUACUCGCCGGCGAUACGCGCGGCGUAUCGUCUUACGUUUUUGUCGCCGGAGGGGGAGGGGGAGGGGGGGGUGGAAGAGGUAGGGGAGCUUACGCGCGCACGGCUGGCGUUGUUGAGCGUGCUGGGGGGUAUGAGUGGCAGUGCGAUUGUGGGUGCGACGGAGAUGGAUGCGCAGGUUAGAGGGGCGUUGGGGGGGUUAGAUAGUGGGGAAGAGGAGGGUGGGGAGGGGGAUAUGAGGGUUUGGGGGGCAUAUCGCAGGUUGGUGGAGGUGGAGAGGAGGAUUCUAGCUGCUGAGGAUGGGAAGGAGGAGGGCAGCGCGGGUUCUUCAGUGACGUGUGUGUCCACGCCCAUACUCACGAAUCCAGAGCAAUUACCACAGCCGAGACAGGAGGUGCUGCGGCGCUUGAAACUCUCAGAGUCCUCGCGGUCGUUGUAUCUCGCGCGCCCGGAUAUCGUGCGCAGGGGGAGUGCGAAUGGGUUCUGUGUGGCCGAGUUGGUGAUGGGCGGGGUGCAGGAUCAUCGGUUCGUUUUACCGUAUUUACAUUUCGUCAGGCAUGAGGAAGUGCGAGCGCUGAAGCAGUGGCUCGUAGAGAGGGAUUUUGUGCGGCAGUCCGGGUCGAUUAGUCGGAUUGAGAAGGUGUUGCAUUGUGUGCAGUUGCUGCAGACGGGGAUGCGGUAUGAGUCUAUUGCAGUGGUGUUUUCGAGGACGCCGAGGCAGGUCAUGGAGAGUUGUCAUGAGGUUCUGAGGGGGCUGGAGGUGUUGUAUGAAGAGACGGUGCAGCAGGGGUGUGAGGGGAAGGUUUAUGAGAAGCUUUGGGGGAUUGCGAGGAGGUAUGCGAUUGGGCAGUUGGGGAAGGUGGAGAAAUACUACGGAUUCAAGUGGGAAGAAAUUAGGAGAAUACUGGUCGCAUUGAACGUGUACAUUGGGCGAUGGCGCGGGACUGCAAAUCCGUUCGACGGCAGGCUGUUCAGAUGGGGGAGCUAUCUUGACGUUAAAGAGGGGGGAAUACCGAGCAUCGUGGCGGAGGAGAGCAGCGACGAAUCUGACGAAGACUCGGCGGAGAUCGUGGAGCUGGACAUGGAAGACUACAACAAACGCAUGAGCUGCGGCAGUUCAUCGCUCACUAGCAUCGACACGGCCAGUUCGUCGCUGUACGAGGAGCCCGUCGCACAGGCGGCAAUCGCCCAGCGAGUGUGGUAUCGGAAGCUCUGA